This is a messenger RNA of Rosa rugosa (rugosa rose), 2120 nucleotides long. RefSeq lists its product as uncharacterized. NCBI's taxonomy places the organism in Eukaryota, Viridiplantae, Streptophyta, Magnoliopsida, Rosales, Rosaceae. Gene Ontology annotation, molecular function: protein dimerization activity. Bases 1374 to 2120 code for a protein of 248 amino acids. The transcript has 4 exons. The record is from RefSeq and is a predicted model, not a curated record.
AUGUGGCUGCAAGUGAGAGUGGUAGUGCUCAAACUCCACUUGGUGGUGGUUCUACAAGUCAACCGAAGUCAAGAGGACCGAUGGACAAGUUUGUGUCCUCAAAAGCUCGGCAAGCUACAUUGAAUUCUUCAUUCAAGAAAGAAGAAAGACGUAAUGUGUGUAGGGCGAUUGGGCGGUUGUUCUAUACUAGUGCCAUAGCAUUCAAUGUGGCAAAUAAUCCUUAUUAUUUUGCGGCAUUGGAGCAAGUUUCCAAGUACGGCCCCGGUUUUCAACCUCCAACUAGUCAUGAGCUAAGGACUUGGAUUUUGAAAGAAGAAGUUGUAGAUGUUCAAAAAAUGAUGUUAGAGCACAAAAAAGAUUGGAGCCAUUAUGGAUGCACAAUUAUGUCGGAUGGUUGGACGGAUGGCAAAAGUAGGGUUAUACUAAAUUUUUUAGUAAAUAGCCCUAGAGGUACAUGGUUCUUGAAAUCGGUUGAUGCAUCGGAUACAAUUAAAAAUGGGGAGUUGAUGCUCAAUUAUUUGGAUAGUGUUGUGGAGGAGGUAGGGGAGGAGAAUGUGGUCCAAAUAGUUACCGACAAUGCUUCUAAUUAUAAGUGGGCGGGAAAGGAACUUAUGAAGCAUAGAAGCAAAUUGUGGUGGACUCCAUGUGCGGCUCAUUGCAUUGACUUGAUGUUGGAGGAUAUAAGCAAGUUGAAAGUCUUUGAAACUACCAUUCAAAGAGCUAAGCAAAUUGUGAAGUUUAUUUAUGGGCACACACAAGUUCUUUCCAUUAUGAGAAAAUUCACCGAGAACAAGGAGAUUAUUCGUCCGGCGGUUACAAGGUUUGCCACAUCUUUUCUCUCUCUUCAAAGUUUAUAUAAGCAAAAGGAAGCUCUCAUUAGUAUGUUUUCAUCUACCGAUUGGAAUGAAUGUGGAUGCACAAAACAUAAAGAUGCAAAUGAUGUGAGGAAGUGGAUACUUCAUGAUGGAAGUUUUUGGAACCAUGUUGCUUAUUGUAUAAAAAGUGUUCUACCACUUGUUUGUGUUUUGAGAGAGGUUGAUUCGGAAGUGAGACCCGCUAUGGGAUUUAUCUAUGAGUUGAUGGAUGCUGCAAAAGAAAAGAUAGCUAAGAAUCUUGGAAAUGUGGAAGUAAAGUAUGGUCCAAUUUGGAGGAGAAUAGAUAAUAGAUGGAGUCCACAACUUCAUCAACCAUUGCAUGCAGCGGGUUAUUACUUGAACCCUCAAUUUCGGUAUGAAGAAAACUUUUCAAAUACCGAGCAUGUGAAGAAUGGUUUGGAAGAGUGCAUGGAUAGGAUGCUAGUUGGUGAGGAUCGUAUUAAAGCGGAGAUACAAUUAGACUUAUAGGAGCGAAAGCUCGGUAAGUUUGGAAGUGAAAUGGCCUUGUCUACUAGGAAGAAGCGAUCACCCGUGUUUUGGUGGGAAAAAUAUGGGACACAAACACCGGAGUUGAUGAAUUUUGCUACUCGGGUCCUUUCCCUUACUUGUAGUGCAUCGGGGUGUGAGAGGAAUUGGAGCACUUUUGAAAUGAUUCAUACCAAAAAGAGGAAUAGGCUUGAGCAUAAGAGGUUGCAUGCUUUAGUCUAUGUGAAAUACAAUGUUGCUCUAAGAGAUAGGACUAUGAAAAGAAAUGCCACAAUGAUCGAUCCUAUUGUUGUGGAAGAAAUUGAAUCCGAUGAUGAAUGGAUAACGGAGAUAGAGGAUCCGGUUCUUCCUACCGAUCCUAAUUGGCUUGAGGAUAGAAUAGACGAUCUAACAUUGAAUGAUGAGGCGGUUAGGAAUGUGCCAAUUGGUACAUACCAAAGUACCCUAAUAGAUAGAGAGCCUACUCCUCGUGAGGCUUCUCCUCCUCCCCGUGAGCCUACUCCUCCCCGUGAGCCUACUCCUUCUCUUGAUGAGCCUAUUGUUUUAUACAAAAGGAAAUCUAGUCAAGCACCAAGUUCAAGUAGAAGAAAGCUUCCAAGAAAAUCAAUGCGUCUUGAAGACAUUGCGGAUGAUGAUAUUAGAACCAAUCCAUAUGAAGAUACUAAUCCUCUCUUUGAGUACCAAGAUGAUGAUAGUGAUGGUGGAGAUAGUUUGGAUGGUGAUCUUCUAGUUGAUGAGGAUGAUGAUUUUGAAGCAUGA